Aspergillus caelatus is the source of this 819-nucleotide messenger RNA. RefSeq lists its product as uncharacterized. The record is from RefSeq and is a predicted model, not a curated record. The transcript has 3 exons. Bases 171 to 590 code for a protein of 139 amino acids. NCBI's taxonomy places the organism in Eukaryota, Fungi, Ascomycota, Eurotiomycetes, Eurotiales, Aspergillaceae.
AUGACCCCGGAAACUGUGUUGGAAAGCAGGUAUUCCCUUGAGGCAGUCAGGAGGUAGCAUUCGUCCUCAGGUCGAUGUUAAACCAGGAUGGCUAGCCAAAUUAGUGUUUACCUCUGCGUUCGUUUUGAGAGUAAGUUUGUCCCGGUUAAUAUGUUGUAGGCACGGACCGUAUGGAAGACUACAUCGAUUGCAACGGUGGGGGGAGGGGAAUGGUUGAAGUAAGAGAGAGAGAGUCGAUAUUUCCGACACACUCCGAUCAUCAUUAUGAAAAAACCGAGGGUAAUCUGAAUUCCGAGGCCGGAAAGAGAAAAAAAAAGGGCUUAUCGCAUUUAUCGCAAAGGCGGGGUAUUACGUCUUUGAACACGAUAGACGGGAUAUUUUUCAAAAGGGUCUUUUUGGCAGGUCACCAGUAUUCGCAAGCCUACGAUAUCCACAGAUGGUCAUCGAUGCAUUCUGGCUGGGGCGUAAAGUCUCAGAUCGGGCUCCACGACACGCUUUGUUACUCUUUUCGUUCCUUUUUCAACCCUUCUUGUUUUUUGUAUUUUAUUUAUUCCUCCUUUUUUUACGUUCCAUACUUGUCCCGCUUCUGAACGUGUAUGUCAUCCUCUUUCUUCCCUAACGGAGGACAGAAGCCCCGAAAGUAAGAACUCCGUAUGGAGAUAAGCGGAGUUUUUGGUUACGAUACUCAAUACAGCGUGAAACUCCUCCCUUCCCCGCCCCGACCAGUCAAAUCGUAGGUUUUCACCACACCAAUACCGUCUGACAGAGACAAUCGUAACCGUACAGAACGACUGUGGUAUCUCCCGAGUGCUUCCCAUA